CCCCGGGCGUUCCAGGUGCGCGGCGCAGCAGGACAACCCUCGAAAGUGAGAGGCGAGGGGCGCACUCUGAGCCGGAUGGGCGACUGGAAAUGCUACAUCAGUGCGGUGCUGCGGGACCAGCGCAUCGACGACGUGGCCAUCGUGGGCCACUCGGACAAUCGCUGCGUGUGGGCAUCGCGGCCCGGUGGCCUGCUGGCGGCCAUCUCACCGCAGGAGGUGGGUGUACUCACGGGGCCGGACCGGCGCACCUUCCUGCAGGCGGGCCUGAGCGUGGCGGGCCGCCGCUGCUGCGUCAUCCGAGACCACCUGCUGGCCGAGGGAGACGGAGUGCUGGACGCGCGCACUAAGGGGCUGGACGGGCGCGCCAUCUGCGUGGGCCACACGCCUCGUGCUCUCCUCGUGCUUAUGGGCCGGCGGGGCGUGCAUGGGGGCAUUCUCAACAAGACGAUGCACGAGCUGAUCCAUGGGCUGCGCUCGCAGGGCACCUAGCAGGACAGCCAGACAGCGCCAAAAUAAAGUCUGACCUGGGCGUGGCAGACUCA
This is a messenger RNA of Physeter macrocephalus (sperm whale), 542 nucleotides long. It is a transcript of the gene PFN3, whose product is annotated as profilin 3. Gene Ontology annotation, biological process: actin cytoskeleton organization; positive regulation of actin filament bundle assembly; regulation of actin filament polymerization. Lineage: Eukaryota; Metazoa; Chordata; Mammalia; Artiodactyla; Physeteridae. Gene Ontology annotation, cellular component: cytoplasm. The record is from RefSeq and is a predicted model, not a curated record. The coding region runs from base 76 to 489 and encodes 137 amino acids. The transcript has a single exon. Gene Ontology annotation, molecular function: actin binding.